CUCGCGGCGGGCUACAGCCAGAUGGACUGGAUGAGGCUGACGAAACGGGAGCCCGACAUGAACGGCCUGCGCGGGGGAAAGCGGCGGAAGGACAUAACGAUGACGGAGGUGGCGACGCACGGCACGGAGGCUGACGGGUGGACGGUGCUGCGCGGCAAGGUGUACAACCUCUCGCCGUACCUCGACUUUCACCCCGGCGGACGAAAGAUCUUGACGCAGGCGCUCGGGAAGGACUGCACGGCGCUGUUCGAUCGGUACCAUCGGUGGGUGAACGGGGGUUACAUGCUGGAGAAGUGCAAGAUCGGCGUGCUC
This is a messenger RNA of Micromonas commoda, 312 nucleotides long. RefSeq lists its product with no specific name. The record is from RefSeq and is a predicted model, not a curated record. Gene Ontology annotation, molecular function: heme binding. The transcript has a single exon. NCBI's taxonomy places the organism in Eukaryota, Viridiplantae, Chlorophyta, Mamiellophyceae, Mamiellales, Mamiellaceae. The annotation marks the transcript as partial.